CGCCGCCGCCGGCUCGCCUACCCUUUCCCUUAGCAGCCUCCUUUCAACCUUGUCCCCUGUUGGCGCGGCCUUUCGUGCGGUGACGGCGGCGGCGGCGGCGGCGGCGGCUCCGGUUCUUGCCGCAGCUUCCUUCUCUCCUCCCCGCCGGAUCCCUGAGUUUGCCCGCCAUGUCGCUACUCACUGCCGCUGCCCGCCUCUUCGGAACCAAGAAUGCAUCCUGUCUUUUUCUUGCUGCCCGGCAUGCCAGUGCUUCCUCCAUGAAUUUGAAAGACGUAUUAGCUGACUUGAUACCUAAGGAACAAGCCAGAAUUAAGACCUUCAGGCAGCAACAUGGCAAGAUGGUUGUGGGCCAGAUCACUGUGGACAUGAUGUAUGGUGGCAUGAGAGGCAUGAAAGGAUUGGUGUAUGAAACAUCAGUUCUUGAUCCUGAUGAGGGCAUCCGUUUCCGGGGCUACAGUAUCCCUGAAUGCCAGAAACUCCUACCCAAGGCCCAGGGUGGGGAAGAACCCCUACCAGAAGGCUUAUUUUGGUUGCUGGUAACUGGAAAGAUCCCAACAGAGGGACAGGUAUCUUGGCUCUCAAAAGAGUGGGCAAAAAGGGCAGCUCUGCCUUCCCAUGUGGUCACCAUGCUGGACAAUUUCCCCACCAAUCUACACCCCAUGUCUCAGCUGAGUGCGGCCAUUACAGCCCUCAACAGUGAAAGUAACUUCGCCCGAGCGUAUGCAGAGGGCAUCAGCCGCACCAUGUACUGGGAGUUGAUUUAUGAAGACUGUAUGGAUCUGAUUGCAAAGCUACCUUGUGUUGCAGCAAAGAUCUACCGGAAUCUGUACCGGGAGGGCAGCAGUAUUGGGGCCAUUGACUCUAAACUGGACUGGUCCUACAAUUUCACCAACAUGUUAGGCUAUACUGAUGCUCAGUUCACUGAGCUCAUGCGCUUGUACCUCACCAUCCACAGUGACCAUGAAGGCGGCAAUGUAAGUGCCCAUACCAGCCAUCUAGUGGGCAGUGCCCUUUCAGACCCCUACCUGUCCUUUGCAGCAGCCAUGAAUGGGCUGGCAGGGCCCCUACAUGGACUGGCAAAUCAGGAAGUGCUUGUUUGGCUGACACAGCUACAGAAGGAAGUUGGCAAAGAUGUGUCAGAUGAGAAAUUACAAGACUACAUCUGGAACACACUCAACUCAGGACGGGUUGUCCCGGGCUAUGGCCAUGCAGUACUGAGGAAGACUGAUCCACGAUACACCUGUCAGCGGGAGUUUGCUCUGAAACACCUGCCUCAUGACUCCCUAUUUAAGCUGGUGGCUCAGCUGUACAAGAUUGUGCCCAGUGUUCUCUUAGAGCAAGGCAAGGCCAAGAAUCCUUGGCCCAAUGUAGAUGCUCACAGUGGGGUGCUGCUCCAGCACUACGGCAUGACGGAGAUGAAUUACUACACAGUCCUGUUUGGGGUGUCUCGGGCACUGGGUGUGCUGGCACAGCUUAUCUGGAGCCGAGCCCUAGGCUUCCCUCUAGAGAGGCCCAAGUCCAUGAGCACAGAUGGUCUGAUGAAGUUUGUGGACUCUAAGUCAGGAUAAAACUGGAGACCAGGGGUAAACUACAGACAGUGAGGGAACUGUAAAAAAAAAAAAGUAUACUUUUGUUCUGGGGGCUUUUAAAGACUUAAGAUUAAAUUCUAUCUGAGGCACUGAAAGUAAGUUUGAGGUUAAAAUAUAAAUUAAGACUUUAAAAGAUGAAGAGUAACCCCUUCUUCCCUACCCAGCUCCAUUCCCUUGCCUGGUAUGAGUUGUCCAAUCAACUGUAGGAUGACCAGAACUGAUGCAUGUGGUAUGGGCUAGGCCAGCCCCCACUACCAUCUGUAGAGUGAGAACCUGGCUCCUCUUUCCCAGAGACAAAGCUGGUUGCAGAGAAGCUGCAGCACCUGAGAGCUUUCAGUUCUACUCUGCCCAGCCCAAGAUUCUGCCCCUUCUGUUUUUGUAGGAAUCAUGUUGGACAGUCAGCUGUACCAAGCCCCAUUGCCCCCUCCCACGCUGACACCUUCUAACACAACCUGUUGGUUAGCUGGAUAUGCUUGGGCUUUUUUUUUAUGCUACCAGGUGACUAUAAAGCCAUGGUAUUUGUUGUGACUGGUACCCAGUGUUUUUUAUUUCUCUUUGUAAAAUUAUCCCAUGAAAAUUAAGACCUGGGAGUGUUCUGUUCUCCAGGACUAUAAUGCCCACCUCCUUCUGGAUUUUCUGUAUCUGCUGUACCUUAAGCUGAGGGUGCUCUGGACCUUUCCCUGUUGGCUCUACUAAGUCCUCUUCCAGCAGGCUGUAUAUACCAGUUUGAUCUGUGGUCUUUCCCAGUCAUUUGGCUCUUAUCAGUGCUUAAUGUAAACUAAGCCUUCUAUUUCCACAAAACUGAUCUUUUCUCCCAUUUAUUUUAAUGUGUUGGGGGCCAUAGAAUAGCGACUUGGAAAUGACAGCAUAUUUUCGUGGUCUGGUUCCAGGGGUACUAGCACCUCUUUCUGGGCAGGGAAAUGACUAUAGGUUGGACAUGGUCUCCUUUGAGUAUCAGGUCCUGGGGCUGAGGGCAUUAAAAAUAGUAGGCCUUCCUCUUCAUCCCCUGCAACAAGAAAAUACUCCUUUAUUUAUUAGGGUCCUUAUACAGCCCCCUUCCCCAAGUGUUUGUUUUAUAAGCCCCAUUGCACAGGUUUCCAGUGACUCAGAAUGCUCUCCUGCCUUUUCUUUGAGAAAGGAUUGAAAUACACUCCUGUUGUACCAUCUUCUUCCCUUGAAACUCCUGCCUGUGUUUGUGUGGAUCCCUAAUCCCCAGAACCAUGCUGUUGAGAUGGACACACUGUAAACCCCUGGGUAACUGUCAAGUCGUGAUGCAGACUUCAGGUUGUUCUGUAUAAAACACAAAAUAAAUGUUUUUAUUAACAGUG
Molecule: messenger RNA, 2917 nt
Organism: Manis javanica (Malayan pangolin)
Lineage: Eukaryota; Metazoa; Chordata; Mammalia; Pholidota; Manidae
Gene: CS
Product: citrate synthase
Biological process (GO): citrate metabolic process; carbohydrate metabolic process; tricarboxylic acid cycle
Cellular component (GO): mitochondrial matrix
Source: RefSeq, a predicted model, not a curated record